AUGCUACGAGCUGCAAAGCACAUUGCACGGUCCACGACGUUUGCCUAUGGCUAUGGAGCACGUUUUGCCUCGAUUAAUGGUAACCAGGUUCGUGCUGGCAUGGCGCUCGAGAUUGACGGCAAAAUCUACCGUGUGGGUAAAAACCAGCACGUAAAACCUGGCAAGGGUGGAGCAUACGUCCAGGCGGAGCUAAAGGAGAUCAAGACUGGAGCCAAGAUGAACCGUCGUUUCCGCGCUGCAGAGACCGUGAACAAGGCACCUCUGGGACCAGACGAGCCGUUUCAGUUCUUGUAUUAUAACGGGGACCACCUCGUUGUCAUGUGCAACAAGACGUUUAAUCAGAUGGAGAUUGAGCGCGAUCUUUUUUCAGGUCGACAACUCGACUUUUUGCAGGAAGGGAUGACAUUAUCGUUGCAGAUCAUCGAGGGUGACGUCCUGUGGGCUAAUAUGCCCGAGCACGUGGUGCUCGAAGUGACGGUAAGAAAACUACCCCCGAAAGGUGUGGCGGAUACGGCGCUGAGCGUGAAAGACGCAACACUAGAGAAUGGCGCCAUUGUAAAAGUGCCUUUGUUUGUCGAGAUUGGCAGGAAGGUCAAGGUAUCUACGGAGGACGGCUCAUACAUUGACAAGCUGUAA
Messenger RNA from Peronospora belbahrii, 636 nucleotides. The record is from the annotation of a GenBank genome assembly. NCBI's taxonomy places the organism in Eukaryota, Oomycota, Peronosporomycetes, Peronosporales, Peronosporaceae.